GUGAUCUAUGUACUGAAUGUUACAGAAGUGGUGGUUGUGCCCUGCCGAGUCACUUCACCAGAUAUCAGACCCAAGCUUUUCCAGCAUCCUUUGUCAGUAGAAUUCAGAUAUGAGAAGAUGACCUGGGACCCCAAAAAAGGAUUUAUCAUCCCCUCUCCUCCUUUCCACUUCUUCAAUGGCUUGCUCAAGUGCAUUGCCACAGUAAAUGGAAAUGUGUCCACAUCCUACUACAUGCCACAGAAAGUGGAGGGUAGAGUACAGGGCCUGGCUCUGAAAGCAAAUCCCAGAAGGCUGCUGGUGGGAGAAGCCCUCAGUCUGGAAUGCACCGCAGAGACCUUUGUCAAUGGACGGAUUGAGUUUCAGUGGCAGUAUCCCAGAGGGAGUAAGGAUUAUAAGCCUGUAUCAGCAUUGGACAAAAGUUCAUUGGUGUAUAAAUGCUCCAGCAAUCUGACUAUCCCGCAUGUUACCAUGGAAGACAAAGGCCUCUACAUCUGCCGAGUGGUCAAUGUAACAGGCCUGGAGACCAGUGCAAUGGGGCUGGAAAAAAAUGUCACAGUCACAGUGUAUGACAAAGCUUUCCUCCGGGUUUCCUCUAAGAAAAGCCCCUACUAUGAAGUGACAGCAGGACACAAGUUACUGAAACUGGCUGUGAAGGUGGAAGCCUUUCCCCGCCCAAAUAUUACCUGGUACAAAGAUGGCAAGCCAGUCAAGGAGAACCAUACUUGCUACGAACCUGAUCCAAUGAAGUACAAGCUAGGCAUAAGAGAUGUGAGACCGAAGCAUGCUGGUAAUUACACCAUAGUCCUGAGCAAUGCUAAGCAUGGCCUAUAUGAGAACUUCACUCUCCAACUGGUCGUGACAGAGAGACCAAAAAUCUAUGAAAAGGAGACUGAUUUUGAGAAGGUUGAGCGGGUGGAACUGGGAAGUAAACACAGACUUCAGUGCACUGCAAGUGGCAACCCUGAGCCCGAGAUCCACUGGGAGUGGCAACCAUGCGACCAGACAGGACUUCAAUGCAGACCCCAUCAGCAAAGAGUCGUGGUUCGGGAAAACAUCACUGAGGAAGAUGGGUCCAUGGGCAACAAAAUAAAGAGCAUUGAAACCAUAUCUGUGAUACACGGAGAGAGAAAAAAGAUUGUGAGCACACUGACCACAGAGAGCAGCAGUGCAUCGGGGAUCUAUUACUGUGUGGCUUCAAACAAGAUUGGCACAGAGAAGAGGAGCAUCAAGUUCUAUGUGUCAGAUGUGCCAUUUGGUCUGCAGACAGAGCCCCAGAUCACUGCCAUUGUGGGAAGUGACAUUCAACUGACCUGCAAAGCCUCCAAGUACAUCUACAACCACCUGGACUGGUAUUACCCCUCCUCAGAGGUUGUCCCCAGUGCCUUUAGAAAUAAGAGCAUUAACAACUACUCCAUCUCCUUGAUGCUGGUCAUUACUAACAUCACACAAGACCAUGCCGGGUUGUACAAGUGCCAAGCUCAGAAUCAGCAUAAUUCCACUGACAUGCUGGAGCAAACUACGCAGCUUGUUGUCAAAGCAAAGGCGGUGCCAUAUAUUAUUCAAAACCUCACGGACCUGGAGGUUAACAUCAGCGGCAAGAUCGUGCUGGAGUGCAAAGCAAAUGGAACCCCGACACCUCACAUUACGUGGUGGAAAAAUGGCUAUCUCAUUUCACCUGCUUCAGGGAUUUCCAUGGAAAAUAAUACCCUGAUCAUUGAGCGAGUGAAAAAAGAUGAUGAAGGCCUCUACGAGUGCAGGGUUUCUAAUGAAAUGGGCCAUGACAGUACAAUGGCAUUCAUUAAAAUAGAAGGUUCUGAAGAGAAAUCCAAUAUUGAAGUUAUCAUUUUGGUCUGCACUGGUCUAGCAGCUACUCUCUUUUGGUUGCUUCUGACCCUUUUCAUUCGGAAACUUAGAAAACCUGACGCCACAGAUAUUAAAACAGGAUACCUGUCCAUUAUAAUGGAUCCAGAGGAAAUGCCUCUUGACGAGCAAUGUGACCGGCUCCCAUAUGACAGCAGUAAAUGGGAGUUCCCAAGAGACAGGUUGCGGCUGGGUAAAACACUGGGUCACGGUGCUUUUGGGAAAGUGGUGGAGGCGUCCGCUUUUGGCAUAGAUAAAUCUUCAACCUGCAAAACAGUUGCCGUUAAAAUGCUUAAAGAAUGUGCAACUACUAAUGAGUGCAAAGCUUUAAUGUCGGAACUGAAGAUCCUCAUCCACAUAGGACACCACCUCAACGUGGUCAACCUCCUGGGCGCCUGCACCAAAGCAGGAGGCCCUUUGAUGGUUAUAGUUGAAUAUUGCAAGUAUGGAAAUCUGUCCAAUUACUUAAGAGGCAAACGUGGGGAUUUCAUUGCAUACAAGUCCCAGGAAAACUCGGACCAAGGAGAGAAGAGUCUGGAUGAGUCCAACAGUGAUUUAACAGAGCUGAUCAAGAGACGCCUUGAGAGUGUAGCCAGCACAGGAAGCUCUGCUAGCUCAGGGUUCAUUGAAGACAAGAGUUACAGUGACUCUGAGGAGGAUGAAGAGGAUACCGAGGAUCUGUACAAGCGACCUCUGACCUUGGAGGACCUGAUUUGCUAUAGUUUCCAAGUGGCAAAAGGCAUGGAAUUCCUGGCCUCCAGAAAAUGCAUUCAUCGGGACUUGGCAGCAAGGAACAUCCUUUUGUCUGAAAACAAUGUAGUUAAGAUCUGUGACUUUGGCCUAGCGCGGGACAUUUACAAAGAUCCUGACUACGUCCGGAAAGGAGAUGCAAGACUUCCUCUUAAAUGGAUGGCUCCAGAAGCUAUUUUUGAUAAGAUUUAUACAACCCAGAGUGAUGUAUGGUCUUUUGGAGUGUUACUAUGGGAAAUAUUCUCACUAGGUGCCUCACCAUACCCAGGGGUGCAGAUUGAUGAGGAUUUUUGCCGCCGCCUCAAAGAAGGAACUCGGAUGAGAUCGCCAGAGUAUUCUACCCCAGAAGUUUAUCAAACUAUGCUGGAUUGUUGGCAUGGAGUACCCACGGAGAGGCCCACCUUCACAGAGCUGGUUGAACGCUUAGGAGACCUCCUCCAGGCAAAUGUUCAGCAGGAUGGCAAAGACUAUAUUCCACUGAACAUCACAUUAUGCCCUGAUGGAGAAUCUAACCCAAAAACCUGCCCAGUGGAAGACAAUUUGAGCAGCCGCAUUAACCGCUGGAGUGCAGUAGAAGCAAGUAUUAACAGUAAGAAGCGACCACUGAGUGUGAAGACAUUUGAUGAGGUGCCAGUGGAGAAGGAGAAAGUUAUGCAUGAGGAAAGUGAGUCGGACAGCGGGAUGGUGCUGACUUCUGAUGAGAUGAAAAGCCUGAAGAGGCUGGAAAUCCGCUCCUGGCCCUACGGGAUUAUGGCUCUGGCGAGGAGGGCUGUCAGCAAGAGCAAAGAGUCCAUUCUAUCUGAUCACGAGCGUGAAGCUGUGAAAUACCAGCCAACAGUGCAGGUCGAAGAGGACACCUUGGAUUUCACACUGGAAGACUCAGUUCUUCUGCCAAUGGAUCCAAACCUGGAAUGUCACAGUCCACCACCAGAUUACAACUCUGUCAUCCACUACUCCACCCCUCCAGUGUAAGGAGUCCAGUCCAAGCCAGGUCCUGUUGCGGCUCUUUCUACAAUGCUGGAUUCUAACGUUCUUCCACACUUGUACAGGUUGUUUAAAGGGACCAGAGUUAAAGGGGAGAAGGGAAAUCUCUCAGCACAUGGGUUGAUAUGUCUCUUUUUGAUGCAUCCCUUUGUGAAUGGAAACACUUUAAAAGCAGUUACAGCACUACCUUAAAGGCAUAUUUCAGUUUAGCCAGUCAAUUAACAGUCUACAUACUAAAAGAAAAAAAUAGAAGCUACGGCCCCUGCUCCUUCCUCUCCUCCCAGGAUUUCUCAGUGGCAAAUGCAGAUAUGCAUGCCACUUCAGGAGCAUUCUGCUCGUUCCAUAUGAACCACUGAGGAGAGCAAAGUUGAAUAUAAUGUUGAAUCAGCCAUGCCUGUGCCCUGCAAGGAUUACAUAAUAGGUGCUGUUGGGGGAUCACUAAAGAACUGCAGCUACAAACUUUGAUUUGGAUUUGGGGAACAAAUGAAAAAUUCAAGAUUAUUGUUUUAAAAAGUGAUGGGGAUUUUAUUGUCCCUCCCCAAAUGCAUUUGAAAUAGGCAUACAUGUUUUGCUUAAAGCUGGGAAUCUAAUAUUGUGUACGUGCUAUGACAUCAUGUUUCUGUUUACCUUCUGAAUGCCAAUCUCUCUAAAAGGAAGCACUCCCUCCAGAUUUAAUGGCUGAUGCCCAGCACAGUUUGAUCUCUGGAAUGCCAACCUGUACCAAACUGUGAUACUUCAGUGUGUACCUAGGGAACAGCCUGACCCCCUUGCCAAGGUAAACAUCAGCGUGGCAUACAAUGCCCUCUGCACCCAAACUCUGCGUGCGCCAGUCAGAGCUCUUAGAAGUCUAAUCGUCAGAGCCCAACUGGAUCACAGAUCUACAGAGCUAACAUUUGAAAGAGAGCUUCCCCUCUUCCCCCCCCCAGAUGUGUGUGCAGCAGGGUUUGAAGGUUUGCGAGCACACAUACCCAUGUCCUUCUUGCAGCAGCCUCACAAGCAUGAAAAUAAUCCUUGCCAUUUGAAUGUACUGUGAAGUAAUCUCAACUGGCGUUAGAAAUUGAGGAAGAGAUGAAACAUCUAGGUUGUCAAAUCUAAAGCGCAGCUGAGGGAGAUGCUCAUUGACAGUCAAGCCUGUAACCUUUUAAAAUUAUAGCUCUGUGCAGGGGAUCUGUAUGCAUAUUCUCUUUGUGGGAGAACCUACACAGCCCCUUCCCUUCCCACAGGUUUGACACUGUGUUUUGACUUCUUCAGAGGGAGAGAGUUUUUUCAAUGAACAUAAGCCAAAGGAAAUUUAAAAAAAAACAAAUUUAGCAAACAAUAUGGUCACCUCCCCCUAACUUAUUCUACAUUAUAAAAACAACCCAGACUGUCUCAUAACAUUAAAAAUGCUUAGGCAGAACUGAUUACAUUGAAAUAAAUAGGAAAGAAGCCUCAGGUAUUAUCACAGGGGAAAUGACAGGCCCAGCACCACGUUAACUGUGAAUGGCAACGCAUCUGAAAAUGGGGUUCUUGGGAACUGAGGUCCUGGUUCUCUUUAGCUUCAGAGUUAAUCUAUAUAAAAAUAAAAGAUAAGAGAUAUGAAGUAACUCACAAUCCCCUUGUUUGCAGCAGACCUGCCAGAGAGUUGUGGUCUGUAGUUGCUUUAUGGUCAUUUUUGCACUUCUUUGUAUUUUAGUUGCUAUGCAUUAACUAGAGCUGGUCAAAUAAUGAGAGAAAAUUGGUGAGGAAAAAUGUAUCUACAGAGCUUUCUGUUGCUUGUUAGAUCAGUUGUUCGGUGAAUAUUAAAUUAACCAUCCAUAGGUCCAUUUGAAUAAUAAAAUACUUGGCUUACAAAUUAUUUAUUCUCAAGACAAAUGGAAAAAAAAAUGUGCCCAUAAAUAAUUUGGCUAGCUCUAGCAUUAAUGGUGUUGAUGUGAGGUGGUUUGAUGUUGUGCCUUGCUCUGUAGCUUGUGAGAAAUUAUGGUGUGUAGAAAUCUUUGCUUGUGAAAUCUAAAUAUAAGGAAGCAUCAGGAAAAAAAAUAACAGCUGCAAGUAUAUAAAUGUACUCUCCAUUUUUAAAAGAAAAUUGGAAACACUGCUGUGCUAAUUAGCUGCUUCCAAGAAAGUUCAACAUAUUUUCCCCUUCCUUUUUCUUAAGAACAGAAUUUGCAGGGCCUUAUCUGAAACUAAAGGCAUGGGGAGGGUGUUAUCUAAGUAGAACCCAAGGGGCACUUCUCUAUUUAAGGAAACUGUGCACGUAGAGAGUCUCUUUAUGGCUGUUGGCCAGCAUCCCUCAGGGCUGCUCUUGCGUCACAUGAAGUUGUCUAACAACACGAAAGUACAACCCCACGCACUGGGGAACCCCGGUUUAAUCACUGGUUCCACCGACAGGCCUGUUAAAAUGGAGGGUCUCUUUGUAGUCCCGGGGUCAGGAGCUUUCUAGGGCUUGCCAUGCCUAGGAUGCCAACGAUCAGUUCUUCAGCGACCCAUUCAUCUCGGGCAGUGGGUGGAAGGUUUUGGUUUAAUCCUGCCAGCCCCACAGCAUUUAGAAAAUGCUUCCAAGAAGCUGCAAAUGACAUGUUCACACAGACGUGUUUCCAAUUUUUGCAUGGGGAAAUUAUUUCCCCUUGUUGGUAAAUGCAACCAGCAAAAACAUUGCCUGAAAAGUAUUAUUGAACAUA
This is a messenger RNA of Gavialis gangeticus (Gharial), 6254 nucleotides long. RefSeq names its product vascular endothelial growth factor receptor kdr-like. The coding region runs from base 118 to 3582 and encodes 1154 amino acids. Gene Ontology annotation, biological process: positive regulation of kinase activity; multicellular organism development; protein phosphorylation. The transcript is spliced from 27 exons. The record is from RefSeq and is a predicted model, not a curated record. Gene Ontology annotation, molecular function: ATP binding; transmembrane receptor protein tyrosine kinase activity. Gene Ontology annotation, cellular component: signaling receptor complex. NCBI's taxonomy places the organism in Eukaryota, Metazoa, Chordata, Crocodylia, Gavialidae.